This is a messenger RNA of Trichobilharzia szidati, 3726 nucleotides long. The record is from the annotation of a GenBank genome assembly. Lineage: Eukaryota; Metazoa; Platyhelminthes; Trematoda; Strigeidida; Schistosomatidae.
CUUUACUUCGUAUUCUGUUUGGGUAUUAUUCAUACGUGCAUACACUGUGUUUGACUAAACUUGGAUGUCUCGCUAUUUGAACCGGUGUCCUAAGUCUUGUGAGGCUUGAAUGACAUUUCUGGUGCUUAGAUGUCUCCAACUCCUCCAUCCAAACGACAAAAAAUACUGUCCGCUGUAGAAAACAACAACAAUAAUAAUUUUCACACAAGUACCGACAUUAAUUUAUCAAACGGGAUGGAAGCUAAUGGAGAAGUUCCUGAUUUAGACGAAAGUCUAUAUAGUCGUCAGCUUUAUGUUUACGGCACUGAAGGGAUGCGUCGGAUGGCAACUACUGACAUUCUGGUUAUUGGCCUAGAAGGCCUUGGGCUCGAAAUAGCAAAAAAUAUCACUCUUGCUGGAGUUAAGUCUGUCACCCUAUGUGACAAUACCCCUGUGUGCCUAAGUGAUCUUUCUUCUCACUAUUUUGCAAGUCAGGAUGAUAUUGGACAUCCUCGUGCUGAAGUUUGCAAAAAUAAGCUAGGCGAAUUAAAUAAUCAUGUGUCUAUUCACGUCCUAAACAAGUCGAAACUUGGAUCGGAUGAUCUAAAGAAAUACAAUGUGGUGGUAUUUACUCAGGCGUCAGAUGACUUGUGCGCGGAGUACGGAGAUAUUUGUCGCAGUUUAGGAAUCAAAUAUAUAGUUGCCUCAACCUGCGGACUCUUUGGAAAAAUAUUCUGUGAUUUUGGAGCAGAGUUUGUUGUUUAUGACCCAACAGGCGAGGAUCCGCCCUCGACAAUGAUUCAGCAAAUCGAACAAAGCAAAAAAGGGCUUGUAACUUGCUUAGAAGAAACGCGUCAUGGAUUUCAAGACGGAAAUUAUGUAACUUUUUCUGAAGUGAAAGGUAUGGUUGAACUAAAUGGUUGUGAGCCUCGGAAAAUUACAGUAGUUGGACCUGAUGCCUUUUCCAUUGGUGAUACUUCUAACUUGAGUCCUUAUAUAUCUGGUGGUGUCUGUACACUUGUUAAAAUGCCAAUGAAAAUCAGUUUCCAACCCUACAGGACCGCCUAUCGUUCUCCAGUCUUUAUGACAACGGAUUUUAUCAAGACUGAACGUCCCGCACAACUUCAUCUGUUUUUCAAAGCCCUGAGCAAAUACAGGGAUCACACUGGGUCUCUCCCUAAACCAUGGUGUAAAGAAGAUGCGCACACAUUCGUUGGCUAUGUUCACAAAGUGAAUGAAGAACUAAAAGGCUCAGAAGCUGCAGUUCCGGUUGUUGACGAAAAACUAGCCACACUUUUUGCAUGUGUGUCUUCGGGUCAAUGUUCUCCUAUCCAGUCUGUCAUAGGUAGUUUUGCGGCCCAAGAAGUCAUGAAGGCUUGUAGUGGGAAAUUUACACCACUGCAACAAUGGGCGUAUUUUGAUGCGGUAGAGUGCCUUCCUGAAGGUUCCGUUGGCGAUUUUGUAGUUUCAGAGAGCGAUGCAAAACCUAUUGGAUCACGUUAUGAUAGUCAAAUAGCUAUUUUUGGACAUACAUUCCAAGAAAAAAUUAAGCAGCUAAAAUACUUUAUUGUUGGUUCAGGUGCAAUCGGGUGUGAGUUACUGAAGAACUUUGCGCUAAUCGGAGUUGGCGCUGGAAAAUCCGGAAAAAUUAUUGUUACAGACAUGGAUUUCAUUGAAAGGUCAAACCUUAAUAGACAAUUUUUGUUUCGUCCGUGGGACAUCCAUAAGAUGAAAUCUGUUGUUGCCUCCGCAGCUGUCAAGGCCAUAAACCCAGAGCUCAAUAUUGAAGCUCAUGAAAAUCGUGUUGGAUCAGAAACGGAAAACAUAUACGAUGAUGCCUUCUUCGAAAGUUUAGAUGGCGUUGCUAAUGCGCUUGAUAAUAUAGAGGCGCGCACAUAUGUCGACCGUCGUUGUGUUUAUUACCGUAAAUCCUUAUUGGAAUCUGGAACCCUAGGGACAAAGGGAAAUGUACAAGUUGUUAUUCCCUACUUAACAGAAUCCUACUCAUCUUCGCAAGAUCCGCCUGAAAAAUCAUUCCCUGCUUGCACUUUGAAAAACUUCCCAUAUCUUAUUGAACAUACUCUACAAUGGGCACGCGAUUUAUUUGAGGGCGUUUUCGUCCAUCAAUCCCAAGCUAUGAAUUCUUUCCUACAGGAUCCGUCUGGAUUUUUGGAACGAACAUUGGCAACUCAAGGAAUCCAGCCAUUGGAAACUCUGGAAACCUUGAAAACUAAUCUGAUAGAUAAAAGGCCAAAUAAUUUCGAAGAUUGUGUGACGUGGGCUAGGUUGAUGUGGCAGGAUUUGUUUUCAAAUACAAUCGCACAACUACUGUUCAAUUUCCCUCGUGAUCAUGUUACUUCAACUGGGGCUGAUUUUUGGUCGGGAACAAAAAGAUGUCCUCACCCAUUAGAUUUCGACACUCAGAAUCCAACACACAUGGAGUUUAUUUUAGCAGCAUCGAAUUUGCGAGCUGAAUGUUAUGGUAUACCACAGUGUCGCAAUCUUGUCAAGAUCUCAGAGAUAGUUCAAAAUGUAACUGUUCCUCCAUUUGUUCCUCGAUCAGGCGUUCGAAUUGAGGUGACUGAGGCGGAGGCACAAGCCAGAGCAGCUGCACCAAUAGCUGAUGCAUCACGACUUGAAAAGCUCCAAAAGGCAUUGCGCAGUUUCAAUGAUACUGCUAAACUGCAUAUCAACGUGAUUGAAUUUGAGAAGGAUGAUGAUGCUAAUUUCCAUAUGGAUUUCAUUACCGCAGCAAGCAACUUGAGAGCUGAUAAUUAUGAAAUUCCACCUGCUGACCGACUAAAAAGUAAACUUAUCGCCGGUAAAAUAAUCCCUGCUAUUGCCACCACAACUAGUUUGGUUGCUGGUCUGGUGUGUUUGGAGUUGUUCAAGAUUGUCCAAGGACACAAAAAGCUUGAACUCUUUAAAAAUGCAUAUGUUGAUUUAGCGGCACCGUUCAUUUCCUUCUAUGAACCUGUGGCGCCUGCUAAAUCAAAAUAUUAUGAUACAGAAUUUUCUUUGUGGGAUCGGUUUGAACUGUCAGGUCAUAUGACAUUACAGGAUCUUAUCGAUUACUUCAAGAACAACUUGAAGUUAAAUGUAACAAUGUUGUCCCAAGAUGUUUCUAUGCUCUACGCAUUCUUCAUGCCGGAAGCAAGACGAAAGGAGCGUUUAGUUAUGCCCCUAAAGCAACUUGUGGAAACAGUCAGUAAACGUCAAAUCCCUCCACAUGUGAACGCUCUAGUAUUCGAUGUUUGCUGCAGCGACAUGAAUGAUGAAGAUGUUGAUGUUCCGUAUAUUCGAUAUGCACUUCAACGUGCCAAAUAAGACUCAUAUUUCCAUGUCUUUCCCAAAGCAUCCAGGUCGCAAACUGGAUUUUGGUGAUAGUUCCCAUAUGAUAUGAUCGACUCUGGAACUCUUUAUUUUCAUUCAAAAAACAAAAAAACAACUAACUAUAACUUGUUACUGAAUAAAUUUGCCAAUGAAAAUAAAUAAGCGAACAGCAUAUGUGCAGUUCUGUGAAUCUUGUACGACAUUUUUGUUUUAUGUAGCACUGUUUAAAAUUGAAGUUGUGUCGAACAUGUUUGAUUUAUUUCUUCCUCCACCAAUAUACUUCUGUAUGCAAUGUUUCAAAUCUAUGACUACUUGGGCUAGUUUAAUUUUAAUGAUUGCUUUCCUUAUCACAUUCUUUUGAAUGUUUGUUUUUUAUGGUAUUGAAGUUUACCAAAGAACAUCUUAACACGCCUA